GUGUGGUCAGUAUAACUGUAGCGGGACGCGGGGAAGGUGGAGUCCGGGACAGCGGAGCCUUCACGUCGGCCUUAAACACAGCGGGACCGGGCCAUGGGACCGGUAGAGCGGGUGAUCGGUAACCGGAGGAGUGCUUAAGGUGGACGGCGGGGAUCUGAGCGGACCGUGUGUGUGUGUGUUUGUUCCUGUUGGAUCCGCAGUGGAGUUUGGAGAUGAAGGGGUUCGGGCUGCUGGUGUGGGUUCGGCUGCUGGAGCUUCUGCUGUCGGUCCGGCAGAGCUACGCCGCGGACCAGUGCAGCUGGAGGGGCAGUGGUCUAUCCCAGUUGCAGGGUAGUGUGGAGCAAGUGUUUCUGCGCUGUGCUGAAGGGUCAGUCGAGUGGUUAUAUCCAUCCGGGGCUCUGCGUCUCUCCCUGUCUCCCCGCCCACUGUGGGCGGGGCUUGGUCCAGGAGUGUCCAGUAACACUCCAGCGUCUGUCUGCGUGAAGGCGGAGCCUCAUUGGGGCGGGGCACAGCUCUACUUGGAGCAAGAUGGGGUGCUGGAGCUGCUAAUCGGGGAUGCGUUAGGCCACACCCACACACGCUGCUUCAGUGUCACGUCUGGAGAAAGACCCGCCCUCUUCCUGCAGGCCACGCCCCAUCAAGACAUUAGCCGGCGAAUCGCAGCCUUCCGCUAUGAGCUGAGAGGGGAACGGUCGGAGCAGCCGAACGACAACUCCGUGCACACAGAACCAGUCAGCAGUGAAGGAGCCUGCAGGCCGUGUAACGAUACAGAAAUGUUGAUGGCAGUGUGCACCAGCGAUUUCGUGGUGCGAGGAAACAUCCGAGCAGUGGACACAGACGCUGACCUGCAAGCGGCGGUGAUCAAAGUCAGCGCCACCCGGGUUUACCGCCAGAAAUUCGCCUUGUUCUCCAGUAACGGCCGCCUGACGCAUUCCGGAGCGAUCCGGACGCCGCUGAGCUGUGGCGUCCGCACAGGGUCGGGCAGCUUUCUGUUCACCGGACACAUCCACUUUGGAGAAGCGUGGCUGGGCUGUGCGCCACGAUACAAAGACUUCCUGAGGGUGUACGAGCAGGCCAAGCAAGAGCUGCAGAUACCCUGCACCCUCGACACUCACUGAGAGAGACAGACGGAGAGAGAGACAGGACAUCAUUAAUGCUGCUUCUGUAGUGGAGCCACUCGGCUGAUUAGGAGAGAAAGACGGAGGAAGUGGAACUCCACCCUUCGCCAGCUCUUCCAGAAAGAGCGUGAAAGAGGAGGAGAAAGGAGUGUGGCUGCCCUUGACUCUCCACAACCAGCUGAGUGGUGCUGCAAAUCCCUGAGCUUGGCUGUCGUCUCAGAGAGACAGACAGAAAUGAAAAGACAGCACGACGGCUGCGGCCAGGCAGUCGGAUGAAAAGAGAAUCUGGGUGCCUUUGAGUUCCGAGGCCUGGAAUUCUGGCCGAACUGGGCCAAGAAGAGCAAAGAAGAACCGUCUCAGGAAACUCUGUGACUCUGGGAGCUUUCUUGUGUGAACUUCCCCCCAAAAAAAUCACCUCUGAAGAGCGGACGGUCAGCAGCCGCCCCUCAGGGCUCACUGUACAUAAGCUAUAGCGAAUAUAUGUAGCGCGCCAGACUUUACAGUAUUUUCCAACACUUAAACGAGAGAAGUUGUCAUACAUUUAUUUUUACAAGGCAGCGAAUAUUGAACAUGGUACAGAAACGAUUAUUCUGUGUGUUUAUCUUGUAUUUGCACUGACCGUGAGAAGGGAAAUAACGCGGAGAUGAAUGCUGCACGCAUGACAAACCAAAUGAAACCAGAUUAUAUGUAGCACAGAGGAGUAAGGCCUGAAACACGGUUCACGCAAGAACGCAGAUGCAUCGAGCUACAGUCACGCUUUCAUGCGCUGUUGCAUUUUAACAUUCGUCACAGCACAGUUCAUAACGCAGUGCAAGCACUAGCUGCAUUCUGAGCUUUGCAGCAAGGGGGCGCUAUAGCAAGAGCCAAGCCUGGCCAGAUUGCGCUUGAUUUUACCAUAUGAUCUAUAUCAAUUAUAAAACACUGUCAGAAGAAAAGAAUGGUAACUUUACAGGAGAAGGAAAAAACCUACUUUUGAUGUAAGUCAAUGGAGCCAGACUUUUUUCCACUUUUAUUGGUCCGUUCAUCCUGAAAUUUACACACUCGGUAAAGGACAGCAGGAAUUUUCACAUUUCAGUUUUUCACUGAUAAUUUAUAUAUUUUAUGUAUUUACAAUAAAAAAACCUUUUGAUGUAACAGGUAAAGAAUCUACUGUUCUGCCCCUGACGUUGAGUCGGAUUAACGGUAGCUGACUCUAGCGCCCCCUUGAGUACGAGGUGUUUGACGUAAAACCGUGCGGUGAGUUGGCACAGAAGGGCCGGACGUUAGACGAGCUCUGCUGUUUGCAGUUGCGUACUUGCGUUGACCGUUUCUGGCCUACGUGGUUUUCUAGACGCGAGGAGAGCAGAGCUUAUGCGGCCAGUCGAUGUUCGCAGCUCAAGGCUGAAGCUGCGCGUAGACGAGCGAUUAGAAAAGUACGAAGCGCUUUGCAUCUGUACCGAAUUUUUUCUUUUAUUUUCAGCUCUAAAAACGACAGAAUCCCGUCAGCUCUGCUCGCCGUCCCAUCAUCUGGGCUGUUUUCGGUCGCCUCCGGAAAAAGGCUGGACGAUAUUUACUUUUGUUACGAAGCGUUUGAGGCCUAUUUAAGUUAACGGCGUAUUUUUGUGUUUUUUUUUUUUGUUUUGUUGAUGUUUUUGUUGACGUUCAGUGUUUAUCAUGCACUAAAUGUGUGGGGAGUAGAGGAGAAACCAAAUGAGUGAAAGAACAGAAGCUCUAAACUGCCUUUUUACCACGUUUUACUGUGUGUGUGUGUGUGUGUGUGUGUGUGUGUGUGUGUGUGUGUGUGUGUGUGUGUGUGCGCGUCUUUGUGACGGCUUUAUCUGUACGUAAAGUGAUUUAUGAAAAAAAGAAGUGAAUAUUGAUGUAAAUAAGAUGUUUUAGGGGGAAAGGAGCGUAUGGUGGAGUUUGUAUGUGAUGAAGUUUAUUAAUAAAUCAUAAAGAGCUGAA
Pygocentrus nattereri (red-bellied piranha) is the source of this 3062-nucleotide messenger RNA. RefSeq names its product meteorin, glial cell differentiation regulator (gene metrn). Gene Ontology annotation, biological process: positive regulation of axonogenesis; glial cell differentiation. The record is from RefSeq and is a predicted model, not a curated record. The transcript has 4 exons. Gene Ontology annotation, molecular function: hormone activity. Bases 213 to 1118 code for a protein of 301 amino acids. NCBI's taxonomy places the organism in Eukaryota, Metazoa, Chordata, Actinopteri, Characiformes, Serrasalmidae.